UCCAAAGCAACCUCAUCUUUCUCAGGCAGGGACACAGAGAGAGAGGAGCAGAAGCUCAGUGGUUCACCGCAGAGCCGGGACAGAAGCCAGGACCUCUGACCUAGCCCAGCGUUCUAGCCGCGGCCCAUGAGACCGCUGAGAGCCCAGUUAGGGGCUCCCCUUCCUGGGGUUGCUCCCGGCAUGAGGCUCAGGCCCUCGGGCCCCCUGCCAGCUCCCCUGGCUAGACCUCAGAGGUCAGGAUCCAUGCGAGGCAGCUCCGGGUUCCAGUCCUGGUCUCAGCCUACUGCUCCCCGGGAAGGAAUUUGAGGGACCCUGGCCAGGCUGUGUGGGCAGCGCCUCAUGAGCAGAGUAUAAGGUGGACCAAGACAAGGGCUCUUUUGUGGACACGCUGGCUUAGGGAGUUAACUGACUGCUCAACACACCUGUUCAUGGGCAGGGCCAGCCCCUGAGUGUGGGCAGGGGCACCACCUCCUGGGUCCCAGACCUGUUGAUCUACCAGCCCAACAGCCAGACCUUUUGGGAAAUGACCUGACCAGCUGGAGCCCUACCUCCUGUUGCCUGGCCAUGACCGUCACCUACUCGAACCGAGUGGCGAACGCCCGCUUAGGCUCCUUCUCCCGCCUGCUGCUGUGCUGGCGCGGCAGCAUCUACAAGCUGCUCUACGGCGAGUUCCUCAUCUUCGUGCUCUGCUACUACAUCAUUCGGCUCAUUUACAGAAAGGUCCUCAAGGAGAACCAGCAGCUGUUCUUUGAGAAGCUGACUCUGUAUUGCGACAGCUACAUCCAACUCAUCCCCAUAUCCUUCGUACUGGGCUUCUACGUGACCCUGGUGGUGACCCGCUGGUGGAACCAGUACGAGAACCUGCCGUGGCCGGACCGUCUCAUGAGCCUGGUGUCCAGCUGCGUGGAGGGCAGGGACGCGCAGGGCCGGCUCCUGCGGCGCACGCUCAUCCGCUACGCCAACCUGGGCAUCUUGCUCAUCCUGCGCAGCGUCAGCCGCGCCGUCUACAAGCGCUUUCCCACCUCCCAACACCUGGUGGAAGCAGGUUUUAUGACCCCUGCGGAACACAAGCAUCUGGAGAAACUGACCUUACCACACAACAUGUUCUGGGUGCCCUGGGUGUGGUUUGCCAACCUGGCGUUUAAGAUCUGGGUGGAAGGUCGAAUCCGGGACCCCGUCCUGCUCCAGGGCCUGCUGAACGAGAUGGGCACUUUGCGUACUCAGUGUGGACACCUCUAUGCCUACGACUGGAUCAGUAUUCCGCUGGUGUACACCCAGGUGGUGACCGUGGCCGUGUACAGCUUCUUCCUGGCUUGCCUGCUUGGACGGCAAUUUCUGAACCCAAUCAAGGGCUACCCCGGCCAUGAGCUGGACUUCAUUGUGCCUGUCUUCACGUUCCUGCAGUUCUUCUUUUAUGUCGGCUGGCUGAAGGUGGCAGAGCAGCUCAUCAACCCUUUUGGUGAGGAUGAUGAUGACUUUGAGGUCAACUGGAUAAUUGACAGGAACUUGCAGGUGUCCCUGCUGUCUGUGGACAACAUGCACCAGGACCUGCCUCCACUGGAGCAGGACAUAUACUGGGAUGACCCGGAACCACAGCCCCCCUACACGGUGGCCGCCUCCCAGACCCGGCGAGCCUCCUAUAUGGGCUCUGCUUUCGACAUCAGUCUGCAGGAGGAAGAGAUGAAGUUUCAGCCAAAUCCGGAGGAAAACAUGCACAGUGGCAUCAUUGGCCGCUUCCUAGGGCAGCAGUCCCACGACCACCUUCCGCCCAGGACGGCCCCCGACACCACCAAACCACCGUGGCCCAGGAAGGAGUCCUGUGUCUAUGAGGGCCAGUCCAAGAACACCAAACAGAACUCCAGGGACCGGGAAGACAGCAAGUCCUGGAAGCCUCUGUUGGUGCAGGCCUUCAAGAUGGCUCCACUGUUCGCAACAGACCCCAGCGCUCCUCAGACACCCCCCAGCAGCACGCCCACAGUCUUCCCCCCAGAACAGUCGGAUCCCUCAUGGCCUUAUGGGGUCCCAGGCAUGGAUGCUGAACACCAAAGCCUAAAGCCCAUGAGUUCUGGGACCAAGAGCAGUUUGGAAUUGGCCUCGGUGAGCAAGGCGAGUACGGCGACCUCGACAGAGUACCCAGCAGGUCAUGUGAGGAGGAAAACCGUGGAGUUUAACCUGAUUGACAUACAAGAAGUCCCUGAAGGCCAUCCAAGAGAACCCCAUGUGGAACGUUCAAGGGGCAACAUACACUCUAUACUCAAAGAUCAUGGGAAUCCUUAUUCCAGCUUGGAAAGCAGGGAGGAAGCACGUUCCUGACCUGUUUCCUAGGGGAGACUCCUCUCUGGCCUGGUCCUCACCCGCGUGUCCGCUAGGAGGACACUGAUCCAGUUACAGCCACACAGCAGUCCGUGCUGAAGACCACAUUCCUAUGAUGGCCUGGAUUACCAACGGUUAGCUGAACGGUUAACAAAGGAAGCAGUCCAGGACUACUUCAGUCUUUCUGCCCUGCAUACUGUGGAAGUGAGAAUGAAUCUUUGGAAACACACAAUUCAGAACAGAAUCCGAAUCCCAAGUCCUUACUCUUACCUGAAUUGGUCAUACCUGUACCUUAGUAUCUUUCCCAAACUAAAGAGUUUAAUAUAAUAAAAACAAAUAUUCUCCUAGGCGUCUCACUUUGAUUGGUGUUGACU
This is a messenger RNA of Lepus europaeus (European hare), 2687 nucleotides long. It is a transcript of the gene BEST1, whose product is annotated as bestrophin 1. Bases 565 to 2313 code for a protein of 582 amino acids. NCBI's taxonomy places the organism in Eukaryota, Metazoa, Chordata, Mammalia, Lagomorpha, Leporidae. Gene Ontology annotation, molecular function: chloride channel activity. The transcript is spliced from 11 exons. The record is from RefSeq and is a predicted model, not a curated record.